Medicago truncatula (barrel medic) is the source of this 1670-nucleotide messenger RNA. RefSeq names its product E3 ubiquitin-protein ligase SINAT5. NCBI's taxonomy places the organism in Eukaryota, Viridiplantae, Streptophyta, Magnoliopsida, Fabales, Fabaceae. The record is from RefSeq and is a predicted model, not a curated record. Gene Ontology annotation, molecular function: zinc ion binding; protein binding; ubiquitin protein ligase activity. Gene Ontology annotation, biological process: multicellular organism development; ubiquitin-dependent protein catabolic process. Bases 464 to 1465 code for a protein of 333 amino acids. Gene Ontology annotation, cellular component: cytoplasm. The transcript is spliced from 3 exons.
CCUUUCAGUUUUAUUAAUCUUUAUUAUUAUUACAAUAAAAACCAAAAGAAAAUGCGUCUACCGUUAGAUCAAUAAAUCAUCACAAUCCAACGGUUCUUGUUUCUUUCUCUCUCACAAGACAACCUCAAACACUCGGUAAGAGAGAGAAAGAGAAAGAACACAAAGAAAAGAACAUGUUCUGUUCUUUUACAUAAUGAUGUUCUGUUCAUCAAAAUCCACUUUUUUUAUCGACCCAUGAUUACAAUCUUCAUCUUCCUUCUCUUAUUUUCCUUUUCUUCUUCAUAAAAUUUUUCCCAGAAAAAAAUACGAAGGAAAAAGAAGAAAAUUGAAGAGAGAGGGAGAGAAAUACCUAGAUAAAAAAACUUCGAAAUUUUCGAUUUUGAAAUCUGGGUAUUUCUUAAUUUUUGAUUUUGAAAUCUGGGUAUGUUCUAGUUUUUUAUUUGGUUGAUUAUUUUUGGUUAUAAUGGAUUUGGAUAGUAUUGAGUGUGUUUCAUCUUCUGAUGGAAUGGAUGAAGAUGAGAUCCAACAUCGUAUUCUUCAUCCACAUCAUCAACAACAUCAUCAUCACUCUGAGUUUUCUUCAUUAAAACCUCGUAGUGGAGGAAACAAUAAUCAUGGUGUUAUUGGUUCUACUGCUAUUGCUCCUGCUACAAGUGUUCAUGAGUUGUUGGAAUGUCCUGUUUGUACCAAUUCAAUGUAUCCUCCAAUUCAUCAGUGCCACAACGGUCACACAUUGUGUUCCACAUGUAAAACAAGGGUGCACAAUCGAUGUCCGACCUGUAGACAAGAGCUUGGAGAUAUUAGGUGUCUGGCACUGGAAAAGGUUGCUGAAUCACUCGAGUUACCAUGCAAAUACUACUCUCUUGGAUGUCCAGAAAUCUUUCCAUACUACAGCAAGCUGAAGCAUGAGACAAUAUGCAAUUUUAGACCAUACACUUGUCCUUAUGCUGGAUCAGAGUGCUCUGCUGUUGGCGAUAUUAAUUUCCUUGUUGCACAUUUGAGGGACGAUCAUAAGGUGGACAUGCACACAGGAUGCACAUUCAACCAUCGUUAUGUGAAGUCAAAUCCGCGUGAAGUAGAGAAUGCUACUUGGAUGCUCACUGUAUUUCAUUGUUUUGGCCAAUACUUCUGCCUUCACUUUGAAGCUUUCCAGCUAGGCAUGGCUCCGGUUUACAUGGCAUUCCUUCGUUUCAUGGGAGACGAGAACGAGGCUCGGAACUAUACCUAUAGCCUCGAGGUUGGAGCAAAUGGAAGAAAACUCAUUUGGGAGGGUACACCACGGAGUAUUCGUGAUAGCCACCGUAAAGUUCGAGAUAGUCACGACGGCCUCAUAAUUCAACGAAAUAUGGCCCUAUUUUUCUCUGGUGGUGAUAGGAAGGAACUGAAAUUAAGAGUCACAGGAAGAAUAUGGAAAGAACAACAGAAUCCAGAUGGUGGGGUGUGUAUACCAAAUCUUUGCAGCUGAUGUGACUUUUGUUGUUAUCUGUGUGUGCUGUAUAUCUACAUUACACUACACCAACUUUGUGUAUGUUGUAAUAGAGUAAGACACCAAGAUGAUGGCUUUGAAAUUUUCAGUUUUUGUUAAAGUUGUGUAAUAAACAAGAUUUGGAACUGGGAUUUGUCUCAAAAUUUUUAUUAUGGGAUUAAAGUGGUUUACCCUUGAGAAAAAA